UCAAUGCGUCGUUUUUAUGCUUUUCAAAAUGCAAAUGCUGAUCUUCAGAGUUAUGAAACUCGAGUGUAAGUCAGAAAUUGAGAUGUUGCGCUGAAUUGGAAUGGGAUUACGAUUUGCAGCUUUUUCUUUGCUCGGAGUGUUGGUGUAUUGCUGAGAUGACAUGCCAUGUUGAACUGAUCCAAGCUUUUCACCAAUUUUCUCCAUUCAGAAAUUCAACAGUUAAGCAAUCCGUCAAUAUGAACGGAAUAUCCAGAAACCUUGAAAACUGCGGAAAUCAUUCUCGCGUGUCCAACGACUGCCCUAAAAAUUACUCUGAAUCUGAAAGAUCCAACAGUCGGUUGAACGCAAAAAGUCGCAAUAAAAAUGAAAGAAAUAAAGACGACGAAUACCAGCGAGCCAAAAGAGAACUUAUGAAAAACCCGAAUUUCGUCCGUUUUGAAAAUGGAUGGUCUGAGCAUAUUAGUCGGAGCGGAAAGCACUAUUAUUUUCAUUUCCAAACUAAACGGACUGUUUGGGAGAAGCCAGCCGAGAUGUCGCAGCCGAAAUCUUCAAACAACUUGGUGCGAAUUGAAGGCGAGUGGUCUGAACAUAUCAGUAGCUCUGGAAAUCAUUACUACUAUAACAGUAGAACCAAAGAGUCAGUCUGGGAGAAGCCAAAAGAGUUAUCUGGUGAAAAGAACAAUCCGAAUAGAUCAAAUUCGAAUGGCGGGAUCCAUGACAAUGCAAAAGAUGAAAUUUCGCGUAAAUUGUCAACACAAGCCUCCAAUCCUGAAGACGAUCAGCCGACACAAAAAGAAAACUCAGUCGGUUAUUCUUCAGAUAGUCAACGGAAUAUCAAAUCAGCAAUGAGCAAAGAGAUGCUCAAGUUAAUGGUUCAACAGUCAAACGAGCCUACCAGAGGCCAUGAUACGGUGCUGCAGUCAGCGAGGCCGUUAGCUCAAAGGAAACGACCUCAUAGCUCACACCUAACAGAACAGCUGACAUCUCCACUCAAUGGCAAGUUGACUAGUUACCCGACUGCAGAUCCACGAUUAACAAGUAGCUCGGGUCUUGAAAAUGACUGUGAAUUGUCAAAUCUAAGUGGCGAUUCGCGAGGAAAACCCGCGCGGUAUGGCAAUGAAGUCCCGCUGAAUAGCAGCAGCGAGGACUCUUUGCUUCCUAAUGGUGCUACUACCCACUCUUCCGUCCCCGUAGACUAUCACACAAAUGAGAACUCGAACUCGGAAAAUACGCUCAACAAGUCCAUGUCCAUGCCAGACUCGGAGUACUUUGCCAGUCCGAAUCGGUCGGCCACGGAAGACUGGGCCUUCAUUUCAAGUUGCAAUACCAGGUAUGCAAGCGGAGGUAGCCGAAAAGAGAGCAGAAAGGAUAACUCCAGAAGCGUUAGUUCUAAAAGAUCAAAGAAUUCCAACGCAGAAAAUAAUUUGAACUCCUCACAGUCUAGAGCAGAGAAUGAACCUAACGGAAAGAGUCAGUUAGGGAAUGAAGCUUACUGCACGCCUAGAAAGCGUGCACGAAUGGGAUCCACAGAUUCGAAUGAUCCAACAAAAACUCCGAAUGAUAGAGAGACAACUCCGACGAAAGACGAAGAAGAGCUCGCUGGUUCGCCACUCGGAAAGGCGUCGCCAGGCGUAUCAGAUGAUGGAAUCACCGAGAACUGCGGCGAAGCACAAGCUGAUUUGCCCGAGUCUCCAAAACGAGAGGAACUGCCACCGUCGACUCAUUUUUAUGACCCUGAAUUAGUGAUGCACAUUUGCGAAUGGCCCACAGCCUCAAUGGAAGCGCAAAUACUGAAGAAUAUGAGCGAAGAAUCCAAACACGCUUUACAGACUUUCCAGACGGCGGUGGAUCUGAAAUUCCUGAGGUCUGUUGUGAGAGCCAACGAGAUCCAAGCAACUCUGCAACAAGCAAGGAUCCACUUCAUCCGGGAGCAAAUUCAGGAGUUGGAAAAUACCAGCAUCAAUCUGGGUGGGGGCACCUCGAUCGAAAGUGGAAUGUCAACAAGUAGCGGCGGGGGAGCAAGUUCAGCAUCCUCUAGUUCCGUCUCAUUCUCCGCGCCUUCCUCCAGCACAACGAGUAGCUCUGCAGCGAGCACCGCCACCAUUCCGUCGGCUAACCAAUUCGCCUCAAAAACAGGAUCUUCCUCGGGAGCUCCUCCGCAUUCGGCCUCAAAAACAAACCUGGUCAACAGUAGUUCAACCAACCUUAGCACAUCUUCACAUCUGAAGCAGUUUCUUUCGAACAGUGGAGUUACCCUGAUUGUCAGACCGUCCUCUUCCUCCUCCGCAUCGUCCACGGGGGGCUCAUCAGCAACACUUUCUUCUUUUGUCCGCCCUCCUUCCCACCUAGCUGCCUCCUCCUCAAAUCUCACGGCGCCGCACACGUGACAACAAAGUGUUUCACGUGACAGCACCUGUUGCCCAUGCAUUAUAAGUGUCAAUAAUUUGAAUUGGGUUCUUUCAAAAACUUGCUCUGUUUUUACGCUGUUCAUAAACAAUUUUAAAACUGAACUCGAUUUAACCUGUCUCCGAAACGGAGUUUCAAAUUUUCAAACUGAUGAUGUUAGUUAAUAUUAAUUUCAACCUGGUCUGAUGAAUAAAAUGAAUUAUUAAUUGGUCGGUUGAUUUCUUCAAUUUACUGAUUUUAUCCUUUCCGUAUUGCUUUUGAAUGUUAACUGUUCUUCUAUUUGGCCCACGACAUGAAUUCGAUCUGUUUGCUUGUAGCAGAUUCGAUCUGUAUACCUCAACCUUAAAUUGAAAUGGAGCCGUUAUAGACGAUUUAUGUUAACAUAAAAUGCCCUAGUUGAUGACAUAGUUUGUGAUUGCAUAAUCUUUUCCUCAAUUUUAUUGGUUUUGUUUCAUAGCUUGUAUAGAAAUGUUUAA
Messenger RNA from Symsagittifera roscoffensis, 2882 nucleotides. RefSeq names its product nuclear pore complex protein DDB_G0274915-like. The transcript is spliced from 9 exons. The record is from RefSeq and is a predicted model, not a curated record. NCBI's taxonomy places the organism in Eukaryota, Metazoa, Xenacoelomorpha, Acoela, Convolutidae. Bases 156 to 2387 code for a protein of 743 amino acids. Gene Ontology annotation, cellular component: nucleus. Gene Ontology annotation, molecular function: chromatin binding; RNA polymerase II complex binding. Gene Ontology annotation, biological process: regulation of autophagy; positive regulation of TORC1 signaling.